CCGCCCGGCGGCCGCAGGCGCGCUCGGAGCCCGGGGUCCCCCGAGGAGGGCUGCUGAGCUCGGUGCAUGCAUGCACCGCGUCGCGCCUUGCAGCUAGGCGCAUCCGUUCCCCCAGCAGGGCCUCCCCCAUCCCGGGCGUGGGCCGCGGAGCUUCCCCGGCCCGGCUCCAUGUAGCUUCUUCCUUCCCCUGCCCGGCCUCUGCCCCGCCGCCCGCGUCGCCUCCGCUGCCCGAUCUGCCGCACCUGCCAUGGGGAGCGAGCAGAGCUCCGAGGCCGAGAGCCGACCCAACGAUCUGAACUCCUCAGUGGCCCCUUCUGCAAAGCACAGAGCCAAGAUGGAUGAUAUUGUGGUGGUAGCUCAGGGCUCCCAGGCCUCAAGGAACGUCAGCAAUGAUCCUGAUGUCAUCAAGUUGCAAGAGAUUCCAACUUUUCAACCACUUCUGAAAGGGUUAUUGAGUGGCCAGACCUCACCGACAAACACCAAGUUGGAGAAGCUGGAUUCCCAGCAGGUGCUGCAGCUCUGUCUCCGGUACCAAGAUCACCUCCACCAGUGUGCAGAGGCCGUGGCUUUCGACCAGAACGCGCUGGUGAAACGAAUCAAAGAGAUGGAUCAGUAUGUAGAAAGCCUCUUCAGCUUCAUGCAGGAGCGCCAGAAGCGCUACGCCAAGUACGCGGAGCAGAUGCAGAAGGUGAACGAGAUGUCCACCAUCCUGCGCCGCAUCCAGAUGGGCAUUGACCAGACGGUGCCGCUGCUGGAGAGACUCAACAGCAUGUUGCCGGAGGGCGAGCGCCUGGAGCCUUUCAGCAUGAAACCCGAGCGGGCGCUCAAGCUUUAGGGAGCACGGCGGUCCAUCCACCAGGCUGUGUGCAGGAGGCAGGACUGGGCUAGAGCAACCCCCGGAACU
Suncus etruscus (white-toothed pygmy shrew) is the source of this 904-nucleotide messenger RNA. RefSeq names its product BLOC-1 related complex subunit 5 (gene BORCS5). NCBI's taxonomy places the organism in Eukaryota, Metazoa, Chordata, Mammalia, Eulipotyphla, Soricidae. The transcript is spliced from 4 exons. The coding region runs from base 248 to 835 and encodes 195 amino acids. Gene Ontology annotation, biological process: lysosome localization; organelle transport along microtubule; positive regulation of anterograde synaptic vesicle transport. The record is from RefSeq and is a predicted model, not a curated record. Gene Ontology annotation, cellular component: BORC complex; cytoplasmic side of lysosomal membrane; synaptic vesicle membrane.